AUGAAUUUCAUGAACAUGGUGAAGAAGCCCAUGGACCACAUCAAGAGACCAAUGAAUGCCUUUAUGGUCUGGUCGCGAGGUCAGAGAAGACAGAUGGCAUUGGAGAAUCCAAAGAUGCACAACUCUGAGAUCAGCAAGAGACUCGGUGCCGAGUGGAAAAUGCUCUCUGAGUCUGAAAAAAGACCAUACAUCGACGAGGCCAAAAGAUUACGCGCCCAACAUUUGAGAGAGCAUCCAGAUUACAAAUAUCGACCAAGACGCAAACCCAAGAGUUUGCUGAGGAAGGAAAGACUAUUCGCUUUGCCAUAUCUUGGAGAAGAUUUUCGAGGGAUCUCAUCCGAUGCCUAUUUGGUCCCACCAGACAAACCACUAUCUCUCCACGCAGCUGCGCCCUUGCAACAUGCUUUCGUGGAAAUGAAUCUGAACAAUAACACUACUUUUGAACAUGAACAAGUGCUUCCACACGCUUUAACAUCUGGAUCGGUACCUUUCGCCCCAGCUUUGGGAUAUCAGAGUGGUCACAGGCCCAUUGCGAGUCUGGGAUGCCCCGGUCAGUAUGUGCACACAAACCCCGGAUACCUGGUGCCAUGUAACUGUUCGCCAUGGUCUUCUGCGAGUUUGACACCUCCAGUUGCCUACAUAGUUUUUCCCGGUAUGGGCAAGACUGGAAUAAACUCUGCAGCGCUGGUGAAUCCGUGA
Molecule: messenger RNA, 699 nt
Organism: Myxocyprinus asiaticus (Chinese sucker)
Lineage: Eukaryota; Metazoa; Chordata; Actinopteri; Cypriniformes; Catostomidae
Product: transcription factor Sox-14
Exons: 1
Coding region: 1-699 (232 amino acids)
Biological process (GO): anatomical structure morphogenesis; cell differentiation; regulation of DNA-templated transcription
Molecular function (GO): DNA-binding transcription factor activity, RNA polymerase II-specific; RNA polymerase II cis-regulatory region sequence-specific DNA binding
Source: RefSeq, a predicted model, not a curated record